This is a messenger RNA of Rosa rugosa (rugosa rose), 650 nucleotides long. RefSeq lists its product as uncharacterized. NCBI's taxonomy places the organism in Eukaryota, Viridiplantae, Streptophyta, Magnoliopsida, Rosales, Rosaceae. The record is from RefSeq and is a predicted model, not a curated record. Gene Ontology annotation, cellular component: plasma membrane. The transcript has a single exon. Bases 27 to 650 code for a protein of 207 amino acids.
ACCGGCACCAGCACUACUACCCCCCAAUGACGCCGUAUCGGUCCUCGUCCUCGUCGGCUUCGUUCAAAGGCUGCUGCUGCUGCCUCUUCCUGCUCUUCUCCUUCCUGGCGCUCCUGGUCCUGUCCAUCGUCCUGGUGAUAAUCCUGGCCGUGAAACCCAAGAAGCCGCAGUUCGAUCUCCAACAAGUAGGAGUCCAGUACAUGGGCAUCAACUCACCCAAUCCCACCACCGACCCGAACCCGGCCUCCUCUGCCUCUCUCUCCCUCAGCAUUCGCCUGCUCUUCUCCGUCGAGAACCCCAACAAGGUCGGAAUCAAGUACGGCGAGUCCAGGUUCACUGUCAUGUACCGCGGCAUCCCUUUGGGUAAGGCCUCCGUCCCCGGCUUCUUCCAGCAGGCCCACAGCGUCAGGCAGGUCGUUGCCACCAUCGCCGUCAAUCGCGCCAAUCUCAUUCAGGCCGACGCCGCCGAUUUAAUCCGCGACGCCUCCCUCAACGACCGGGUCGAGCUCCGGGUCUUGGGUGACGUCGGCGCCAAGAUCUGCGUCUUGAACAUCGAUUCUCCAGGGUGGAAGGCGACGGGGCCGAUUCGAUCACGACGUUCGAUCAAGGUUGUGAUGCAUUGCCAUCAGUUACAGGAGAGACGGAGUUAA